AUCGAAUCUAUUAUUCACUCUCUUCCACAAUCCCUCUUCCGUAGCCAUCGACCGCGAUUCUCCAACCUUCAGGCUAAUGAUUUUCUGUAUUUAAAAGAAUGAGGAUGGCUAAGGAAGAACCAUCUAGUAGGGACACACAGGUGAUAGACAUGAUAUCAGCAGUGAAGGAAUUACAUGGGCUUAAGUCUCAAGAUCUUUAUAGAUUAUUGAGGGAUGCUGAAAAUUUUACUAUUCAUCACCAUACUGGAAAAGGAUUGCUGCUGAAGAUUGAUAUGGACAAGCUUGCAGGAUCUCUUCCAUUGCACCUUACUGCAAUGCUAAUCUCAUCUGAUAGAGAUGAAGCUAUGUUCAGAUACUUGUUAUGUGGUAUUCGUCUGUUGCAUUCCUUGUGUGAUUUAGCUCCCCGUCUUCCUAAACUUGAUCAGAUUUUCCUAGAUGAUGUGAAAGUGUUGGAACAGAUGAUUGAUUUGGUUUUCUACAUGCUUAUUGUUCUUAGUGGCUACAGACAGGAAGACCAUACUUAUAGUCCUAUGUACCUUUUGCAUUCAGCUCUUGUAGCAUGCAACUUAUAUCUAUUAACAGGGUUUAUAUCGACAAAAUGGCAAGAUGUUGUCCAUGUUUUGCUUGCACACCCAAAGGUUGACAUAUUUAUGGAUGCGGCUUUUGGGUCAGUUCGCUUGGUUGUUAGGUGUCUUGAGAUUACACUGGUAGCUUGCUUUAAAGAUUUUUCCAUGGAAUCAAAUCUUUCAGCUGAACAAGUAGUUUAUUAUCUCUGCCAGCAGUGUGAGGCUUCUUUGCAGUUUCUUCAGUCAUUGUGCCAACAGAAGUUGUUUAAGGAGCGCCUGCUAAAGAAUAAGGAACUAUGUGGAAAGGGCAGCAUUCUUUUUUUGGCUCAAUCAAUUUUGAAGAUAAACAUUCAACCAUCUUUUCCAACUAGGAUUGUGGCUGCAAUUUCAAGGCUAAAAGCUAAAGUACUAUCUAUUCUGCUGAGCUUGUGUGAAGCAGAAAGCCUUUCUUAUCUUGAUGAAGUUGCCAGCUCAUCAGAAGGUUUAGAAUUGGCUAAAUCUGUCGCUUUGGAGGUUUUUGACUUGUUGAAGACUGCUUUCGGAAGAGAUCCUAGACAUAUGACUACUACUGACAGAAGUUACCCCAUGGGGCUUUUACAGCUUAAUGCAAUGCGUCUAGCUGACAUCUUCUCUGAUGAUUCAAACUUUCGAUCUUACAUGACGGUUUAUUUUACUAAAGUGCUGACAGCAAUAAUAUCACGCUCCCAUGGAGAUUUUAUAUCUGGUUGGUGUUCGUUUAAUCUCCCAGUAACAGAGGAGGAUGCAAGUCUUGAAUAUGAUAUAUUUGUUGCAGUGGGAUGGAUUUUGGAUAAUACUUUACUGGAUCUCCGGAAUGCAACAAUUUUGGAAUUACAUCUAAAACCUAAUAGAAUGCCUUGUGCUUCUUAUGCACAUCACAGGACAUCCUUAUUUGUUAAGAUCAUUGCAAAUCUUCAUUGUUUUGUUCCCAACAUAUGUGAAGAGCAGGAGAGGAACUUUUUCGUUCUCAAGGUCCUGGAGUGCUUGCAGAUGGAUCUAUCUAAUUUGCUGCCUGGGUUAUCUUUUGCUUCUGAUGCUCCUAAAGCUGCAACUGUUAGCAAGAACCUUCGCUCAUUGUUAAGUCAUGCAGAAUCUUUGAUUCCGAACUUUUUAAAUGAGGAGGAUGUACAUCUUCUAAGGGUGUUUUCUGGCAAAUUACAAUCACUAAUUACUUCUACUGGCUUCGGGGGAAAUCACGUUCAAGAUAGCAAAUUUGAGGAGUCAUUAUCUUUGGAUACGUUUUCUAAACUCAUCAACAAACAUUAUCAGGAGGCUCAGAGUACAGGGAGAUGCUCAUCACCUUUUCUAGUAAAAGAACUUGCUGAACUUAAUAAGAAGGAUGGUAACUUGAAGGAGGGAAUGUCUGAGAAUUCUGCAUUUCCAGGCAUAAGCCAGCAUAAUACCAGAGCUGAAAACACAAAUCAAGGCGAUGACCAAAAUAGGCAAGAUCAGGUAGCAGAUAAAGGCAGAGCUGGUAAAACUGUGUCAAGAAGACCAAGAGAUACAGACAAGGACUCUCAGAAUGCUGAAACGAGUGGUUCAGAUACUAGUUCUGCGAAGGGAAAGAAUGUUAUUGAUCAUAUGGAUAAUGGCAAGCUCUCAAAAUCAAUUGAGCAUCAUAAAAAAGUUGUAGUUGGAGAAACUCCAGAGGAUGAAAAGGUUGAAACUGUGCAGAGGAGAAAACGAAAGCGAACUAUAAUGAAUGAUAAACAGGUGAAAUUGAUUGAGAGGGCACUCUUGGAUGAGCCUGAUAUGCAGCGAAAUGCAGCUUCGCUUCAAUCAUGGGCUGAUAAAUUAAGUCUCCAUGGUUCUGAGGUUACAUCUUCUCAGCUUAAAAAUUGGUUGAACAAUCGAAAAGCUAGGCUAGCCCGCACAGCUAAGGAUGUUCGAGCAGCAGAUGUAGAUAAUCCAGUGCCAGAUAAGCAGAGAAGGCCAUUACUAGGGCCCUAUGACUCACCUGAGAGUCUUGGUGAUGAGUCAAAUGCAAGAAAAGGUCUUCUUAGUCUCGCGAGAAUAGCCUCUGGCGAUAAUUCUGAGCCUUCACUGGCUGAAUUUGUUGAUGCUGGUCCUCCAGAAUUUGUUCGUUGCAAGUUGGGUCAGUAUGUUAUGCUUGUAGAUGUGCGAGGAGAUGAGAUUGGCAAAGGGAAGGUAGUUCACGUGCAUGGCAAUUGGCAUGGGAAGAGCUUGGAGGAAUUAGAGACCUAUGUUGUGGAUGUUUGUGAGCUUAAGGUUGAUAAAGGGUUGCGGCUACCGUACCCAUCAGAAGCCACUGGCACCUCAUUUGCUGAGGCUGAAACAAAGUUAGGUGUCAUGAGAGUGUUAUGGGAUUCACGCAAAAUUUUUGUAUUGUAGUCUGAAUGAGUAUUGCUUCAGUUUCUGCUCUCUUGCUGCCAGCUUCAUGUUGUUAUCAAUAUUCCUUGCGGUUGGUUCCCUGUAUCUUCUGUCUCGUCAAUUGUGCACAUGACCUCUUAUGGGGUGCAAGUGUAAGAGGAGGAGGCUGCUCAAAUGAUCAACACAGCAACACUGGUUGCUCCUUUCCUUGAAUGUUAGCUAAUGGGAUAACGAAUGCUAUUGCAGAAAAGAAAAGAAGACAAACAAAACUAUGCCAAAUGGAAAGAUUACCAUUUGUCAUUGAGGGAAAGGGGAGAAGGUGGGAGAGAACAGUUAAGGAGAAAGCAAGGGUGAUUUAGCAAGGAAAGAUAAUUUAUGAUAUCAAAAAGAGCCAUCCGGCAGCAAAAAAUUGUUAUUGUCUUGUGCAGAACAUGUUUAUCAGAAAUAGCUAGCAACAUGACUAUCUGCUAAACAAUGGUAAGGGUUGAUGAAAUUUGAAAUUGGAUAUUCCAAAUCUUGAG
Molecule: messenger RNA, 3436 nt
Organism: Gastrolobium bilobum
Lineage: Eukaryota; Viridiplantae; Streptophyta; Magnoliopsida; Fabales; Fabaceae
Product: nodulin homeobox-like
Exons: 18
Coding region: 99-2936 (945 amino acids)
Biological process (GO): flower development
Molecular function (GO): single-stranded DNA binding
Source: RefSeq, a predicted model, not a curated record